CGCCAAAACACCAUGUACGAAGAUUCGUCGUGGUACAAUGCCUUCGUGCCGCGCUCCUCAUACGCAGCGCCUGACCGGUCCAAGCACCGCCGGCGCGAGUCGCUGCUCAAGCAGCCCAACGGCAGUCAGGCUGACGUCGCACGCGUAGAAGGCAUCCAGGAGAUCAUCGAGGACGAAGAGAAGUCGGCCGGCCCGCCAAAGGCCACGGUUGCGCGGAGGGCCAAGAGCUAUAGUGAUUUCUACGAUGUCGUGAGGGCACAUAUCAAGAAAGAGAGGGGGCUGGAGAGGGAAAAGAGGAGGGAACGGGAGGAGAUGAAGACCGAAUUGGACUUCGGGGAGUGGUAUGGCGGGGUGGGCGAGGAGUUGCUGGAUGCGAGCCAUGAGGAGUACCACUUGUACCGCGACCAGCUUUAUCUCACACGAACCCACCUCGACUCCCUCGUCUCUGAGACUACCUCCACGUUAGACAUACUCUCUUCACUCUCCGAAUCCUUUCAGGCUGUAGAAGCGCAGACCACGGCAUUCAGGACACAAUGCGAGGGCUUGAUAGAAGACCAGAAGCGUAUCACUCAGCUUGCAGACGAUAUGGGCGAAAACCUUCGAUACUAUAUGUACCUGGAACCAACUACGAAGAGGCUGAAUGCUCCAGGUGCUGGAAAUUUUGUCCGGGGAAAAGAGUUUACAGAAAUGCUCUCCAAUCUAGACAAUUGCUUGGAUUAUAUGCAGGGCCAUCCUUCUCACCGCGAGUCUGCAACAUACCGUUCCCGCUACCGCCUACUUCUAACCCGCGCCCUUACUCUCAUUCGCGUACACUUCACCAAUGCCCUCCGUGAGAUCGCUGCAGACGUUGCGAAGCGAAUUGCAGAUCGUCAAUUGAACGAUACGACCAUGUCCGCUUUACUCUACGCCAAAUUCCGGGUAGGCGCACCAGAACUCAAGCGAAUUGGUCUGGAAAUACAAAAGCGUGCUGUGGUGCCCACCAAUUCGGAGCCCGGAGCAGAAGCUGAAUACCAGAGUCUCAUGAACGAGCUGUAUCAGAGCUACUCGACCACUCGAGGUCGUCUAGUCCUACCAAUCGUGACGAAAAAGAUAGGAGACAUUGCGCAGGCACCUAGUUCUUCAAAAGAUCUUGUGUCUUUUGCGCGGAGCAGCAUCAGCUAUAUUCGUGGCAUUUGCUUUGACGAAUAUGAUCUCUGGGCUGAAUGGUUCGACGGGGAAGACGGACUCUACGAUUUUCUCGAGGCAAUAUGCGAGCCGCUAUAUGACCACCUACGGCCAAGGACCAUUCACGAGACCCAAAUCUUGAAACUCUGCGAACUAUGUUCGCUCAUUCAGACGCGGUAUAUGGAAGAAGACGAAGAUGAUGAGGAGGAAGAACCAGACGACACCCGUCGCCUCGACUUCACAGCACUGGUACAUCCCGCGCUUGAAGACGCGCAAACCCGACUUGUGUUCCUGGCUCUCGCAGUCCUGAAGAAUGACAUCGAGGACUUCAAACCGAAACCCGAAGACUUAGAUUAUCCCGCCAAAAACAAGACUGCAGCAACAUCCGGCGCAAAGAGCAAGCAGCCAGCACUCUCUGGCAAGAAGGCUCCUGCGGCCGACGCAACUCCGAUACCCAAAACGCCCAUGGUGGUCGAAGAAGAAGAUGGCGCGGAUUCGCGCUGGAACUUCAACGCCGAGGUCGCGUUCAAAGACUGGUACCCAACUCUACGAAAAGCAAUCUGGUUGCUCAGUAAAAUAUAUCAUCUUGUCCACUCCACCGUCUUCGACGACCUCGCCCACCGCAUCGUCCACAGCACCACCACCUCCCUCCUCUCCGCCGCCUCGCAAAUCUCCACCCGCGCCUCCCCGACCGACGCCUCCCUCUUCCUCAUCAAGCACCUCCUCCUUUUGAAGCAGCAAAUCGUCGCCUUCGACAUCGAAUUCGUCACCCCGGAAACCGACCUCUCCUUCGACUUCGCCUCCAUCAGCAACACGUUCUGGGAGCUCCGCGCGCGCGGCGGCCUCUUCAACCCGCGCAAUCUGGUGCGGAUGGUGGGCGGCGGGCUGAUGCCGCGCGUCGUGGAGAACAUGCUCGAUGCGAAGGCGGAGCUGGAUGCGCGGCUGCGGGGGGCGAUUGCGGAGUUUACGGGCGCGUUUUCGGGGAGGAUGACGGCGGCUAUUUCUGCGCAUACGGAUGGGAAGGGGAAGAGUAAUGGGAAGGGGGCUGGUGCGGAUCCGGGGGAGCUGGUCGCGCAAGUGCGUGAGGCGGUGGAGAAGGAGGUCCCGUUUUUGAGGCAGAAGCUGGAUGCGUAUAUUGAAGAUAGUCGCACGCGGGAGACGCUGGUGGCGGCGGUGUUGGAGAGGGUGGUUGAGGUUUAUGAGGGGUGGGCGGCCACCGUGGCUAGUGAUGUGGGUGGCGGCGCGAAUGGGUCAGGGAUGAGGGGUGGUGGGAAGGCGAAGGGGAAGGGGAGGGAGUCGGAUGUCUGGGACCCAGAUGCGUUCGCUGAGUGGGGCGCCAGCGUGUUCAAGGUUGGGAGAUUAGGGCUUGGGAUUAUGGAGGAAGCGGAUGAGAUGGUGGAGAGUCCAGAGAGUCGGAGUGAGGGUACGGGGACGGGGUACGGGAGGAGUGGAAGUACCUAACCAAAAUAACGGGUUCUGUCUAAGUUACAAAAUGGGAUCAGGGACAUAGGCAGCUCAGCGACUUCACCGAGAGUAUCGAAUCGAUUGCUAUAAGCGCCGUUUUGGCUUCCAACACCUAUCGAAGGGCUUGAGACAGUGGUGGCCAGGCCUUUGUCACGACACUGUAAGUACACUGGCCUCGACAUACCAAUCCACUAUGCCAAACCCAUCCCUACACAUAAUGCGCAAAAGCGCCCUUCCCAUCGCCCUCCUUCUCGUCGAAAUCAUCCACUCUCAGUCCCUGCCGCGCGGCGCGCUGCGACUGAUCCCCAUGCAGCGUGUUAAGAUACUUCUUGAAAGCCGCCGACAUGCGCACAAUGGAGCGGAUGUGCUGGUCCUUGACGAUGAUGCGGGCCUGAUCGUCUUUGUCGCUCUCGACUUCGGCGAGGGCGACGGCGGUUUGGAAAGCUAGAG
Molecule: messenger RNA, 3078 nt
Organism: Mytilinidion resinicola
Lineage: Eukaryota; Fungi; Ascomycota; Dothideomycetes; Mytilinidiales; Mytilinidiaceae
Product: Sec34-domain-containing protein
Exons: 5
Coding region: 13-2625 (870 amino acids)
Biological process (GO): cytoplasm to vacuole targeting by the Cvt pathway; intra-Golgi vesicle-mediated transport; autophagy
Cellular component (GO): cis-Golgi network; membrane; COG complex
Source: RefSeq, a predicted model, not a curated record